AUGAAGUACUUUGCCGCGAUUGCAUGCCUCCUGGCAUUAUCGGCGUCGACCAAUGCAGAUGGAUUACUCAGUGGACUCGACGUCUAUGCUCCCAAAUAUUCAUCUUUAGAAUAUUAUUCAUAUCCCAGUUACGCUUUUGAAUACGCUGUCCGCGAUCCUCACACUGGUGAUAAUAAGGCUCAAUGGGAAAAACGAGACGGAGAUGUUGUAAGAGGUGCAUAUUCUCUAGUGGAGCCAGAUGGCAGCGUGCGUGUCGUGGAAUAUCGGGCCGAUGAUAAGACCGGCUUCAACGCUGUUGUUAAGCGUAUUGGCCCGAACAUACACCCAGUAUCAGCACCAAUUUACAAGGCACCUCUACCAGUAAUUGGUUACAAGGCGGAAGUGCCAAUCUCGAUUGGACCUGUAGCAGGAAUCGAGAAGCUAUCAAGUGCACCACUUAUAAAUGGACCUUACUUAGGUGCUCCUAUUCUUAAAAAGCCACUGUUGGCUUACCCUGAAUCUAUAUAUCCCAUUGUAAACGCUCCUAUUCCCGAUUAUAAGUCUUUAGCACCUCUUCAAAACUAUGGAGGUCUUGAUUUAGCUUUACUGGGCAAAGGACUUGUUGGCGACAAAAUACUUUAUGACUUAAAGGGAUAUGAUGCAGGAUUGGGUUAUAAUGGAUACGCUGGCAUUGGACUGGGAUUAGGCUACAAGGGAGGAUACGGUCAU
Brenthis ino (lesser marbled fritillary) is the source of this 708-nucleotide messenger RNA. Lineage: Eukaryota; Metazoa; Arthropoda; Insecta; Lepidoptera; Nymphalidae. The record is from the annotation of a GenBank genome assembly.